This is a messenger RNA of Struthio camelus australis, 1577 nucleotides long. NCBI's taxonomy places the organism in Eukaryota, Metazoa, Chordata, Aves, Struthioniformes, Struthionidae. The record is from RefSeq and is a predicted model, not a curated record.
GGUGAUUGAGGUACUGCGCCUCUGGCCGUGGAAGCAUGUCGGGGCCAGUGCCAAGUCGGGCCAGGGUCUAUGCAGAUGUGAACACUCAGAGACCCCGCGAGUACUGGGACUACGAGUCGCACGUCGUGGAAUGGGGCAACCAAGAUGACUAUCAGCUUGUGCGGAAACUUGGCCGUGGCAAGUACAGUGAAGUCUUUGAAGCCAUCAACAUCACCAACAAUGAGAAAGUGGUUGUGAAAAUACUCAAGCCUGUGAAAAAGAAGAAGAUCAAGCGUGAGAUUAAGAUCCUGGAGAAUCUCCGAGGUGGCCCUAAUAUCAUCAGCUUGCUAGACAUAGUGAAAGACCCUGUGUCUCGCACACCUGCCCUGGUCUUUGAGCAUGUCAACAACACAGACUUCAAGCAAUUGUACCAGACACUAUCUGACUUUGACAUACGGUUCUACAUGUAUGAAAUCCUAAAGGCACUGGACUACUGUCACAGUAUGGGUGUCAUGCAUCGAGAUGUCAAGCCACACAACGUGAUGAUCGACCACGAACACAGAAAGCUGCGCCUGAUAGACUGGGGGCUGGCGGAGUUCUAUCACCCCGGCCAGGAGUACAACGUGCGAGUGGCCCCUGGCGUUUGCCUCCCGCCUCUCUUUUCUUGGCUUUUCCAGAUGUACGACUACAGCUUAGACAUGUGGAGUUUAGGCUGCAUGUUGGCCAGUAUGAUCUUCCGGAAAGAGCCCUUCUUCCAUGGUCACGACAACUAUGAUCAACGGGGCCGCUGCCGGGGGCUUAGCAAGGCGCGAGGCUCACGCUCAUCUCCUCCUCGCAGACACUCUCGGAAGCGGUGGGAGCGCUUCGUGCACAGUGAGAACCAGCACCUCGUGAGCACGGAGGCGCUCGACUUCCUGGACAAGCUGCUGCGCUACGACCACCAGACACGACUCACUGCCCGGGAUGCGAUGGAGCCCCCGUAAUUCUAUCCCAUAGCAAAAGACCCAGCAAGGAUUGGCACCUCGGCUGGACUCUCGGCCAGUAACACGCCUGUCAGCUCCUCCAGUAUGUUGGCAGGUAUUACCUCGAUGUCCGCGUCCCAGCCCAUCGGCAGGAGCCUCGCUGCGUCGCCCGUCAUCUCCUCUCCAAACGCUUUGGGCUCGCCGGUCCCCGCUGCCGCCGGAGUGCAGCCCUGAACUCAGUUCUCGACCUCUGGCUUCUCGCACCGCCGAGGCCGGUGCCGCGCCUGCCUUCUGCCCUCCUGCCUGCCCCUCCGAGAGCUGUGGGGCUCUGGCCGCCCACCAGCAGCCACUUCCCAGAGGCAGAAAUGGGGUGGGGGUGGGGGUGCUCUGGAAUUUUAUUUUUAUUUCAGAUGAGUAUGAAAAAAAAAGAGCAAAAAAAAUGUAGGUUCCUUUUUUUUCUCUGUGCAGUAACAAUAUCGCACUCUCUGGCUACGGACCAAGGCUGAUCUCUGUUGUGUCUGUGUCGGGGUAAGGAGUUAGCUGCAUUCUUCUCAUGAGGAUCAUGGUUAGUGAUGCAACUACAGUGUAGAAAUCUAAAAUGGAUAAUAAAAUUUAUUUUCUAUGUCCCUAACAGGA